AUGCUAGGAUCAGAUAAAUUUGGGCAUAUCAAGCUAGCGCCUGAUGAUGCAAUUCUUCAAACUGCAAUUGCUUUUAGAAAUGACUCACAUACUGAUAAAGUUAAUCUUGGAGUUGGUGCUUAUAGAACAGAUGAAGGAAAACCUUUACUAUUUCGGGCAGUAAAAGAAGCAGAAAAGCAGAUUUUAGCUGACCCAGCUACAAAUAAGGAAUAUCUAGGUAUCGAUGGGCACUUAAAGUUUAAUAAGCUAGCUCAAGAGUUAUUACUAGGAGAAUCUAGCUCAGCAGUACUUGAAAAAAGAGUUGCAUCAGUCCAAACAAUUUCAGGCACCGGCAGCUUGCGAAUUGGGGCAGAAUUUUUGUCUAUGUUUUUUAACCCUUCAUGUGUCCUUAUUAGCCGUCCCACCUGGGGGAACCAUAUUACAAUAUUUGAGAGAGCAAGAAUUCCAGUUAAGUAUUAUCCUUACUGGAACCCAAAAACUAAAGGAGUAGAUAUUGAAGGCAUGAUAAACGCUCUAAAUGAUGCUCCAGAAAAAUCAAUAGUCUUAUUGCAUGCCUGUGCACAUAACCCUACAGGCGUUGAUCCUACACCUGAUCAAUGGGAAAGAAUCGCUGAUGUCAUGGCCAGAAAAGAUUUGCUGCCUUAUUUUGACAGUGCUUACCAAGGAUUUGCCACAGGAAGCAUAGAAAGAGAUGCAUUUGCAAUUAGAAUGUUCAUAAGCAGAGGGUUUCAAUGUGUCAUAUCCCAAAGUUUUGCAAAGAACAUGGGACUGUAUGGAGAAAGAAUUGGAGCUCUGCAUAUAGUGUGCAGGACUAGUGAAAUUGCUGACAAGGUUCUAAGUCAGCUGAAAAUUGUGAUAAGGCCUAUGUAUUCCAAUCCACCUAUGCACGGAGCACUUAUUGCAGCAAAAGUAUUGGAAGAUCCAGCUUUAAAAAAUAUAUGGCUAAGUGAGCUUGAGCAAGUUUCUCAAAGGAUAAUUCAAAUGAGAAGAGUCUUAUUAGAAGAAUUGGUUAGGAUAGAAACCCCUGGAGACUGGACCCAUAUUACUUCCCAAAUAGGGAUGUUUUCCUUUACAGGAUUAUCCCCAGCCCAAUGUGAAAACAUGAUUAAGAAGUGGCACUGCUAUAUGCUUACAAAUGGAAGAAUUUCUAUGGCAGGCAUAAACUCGAGAAAUUAUCAGCACGUCGCAAGGGCGAUUAAGGAUUCCUUGCAGAUUAGAGAAAAGUUAUAA
Blepharisma stoltei is the source of this 1230-nucleotide messenger RNA. The record is from the annotation of a GenBank genome assembly. NCBI's taxonomy places the organism in Eukaryota, Ciliophora, Heterotrichea, Heterotrichida, Blepharismidae.